ACCGUUUUGAUUGGUUGAGAAGAACCAGGGGCACUUUUCUUGUCAAAUCAGACAUCGCUUUUGUUCUGAGGAUCGACCUGCUGUUUAUGUAUAGUCCGGUCAACGCAGUGGGGCUGUGCAGGUCGCCGGGUCAAUGCACCGUUGUGUGUGACCGCAGAGCAUGCAGGGCUUUGAUUUUCUGCACAUAUGCGUGGCAAAGUUGGAUGAUCGCCGAUCGCCACGUAUAUUUUUGCAAUUGAAGGUUAAAACAACAUGGCGGCAUCAACAGCAUCGUGUUCACUGCAAUGCUUGCAUACCCGCCGGGAUCUACUUCGUUCUUGCGAAGAACUCUUGAAAAGCAUCUGGCCGCACUCUGCAACGGAGCGGUUGUAUCGACUUGAGAGCGAAGAAUGCAUUGGUCUGCCGUGCUCUCUAGUUCUCAUCGAACAUCGGGCAGGUUCGCCCGAUGAGGUGAUCGGACACGUACGGUUGGUGAAAGUGUCCCAUCCGGAAACACCCAAGAGCGCGUUCAUAGAAGGGGUCUGCGUCAAGAGAUCUUUUCAAGGCUCAGGGCUCGGCAAGAAACUCAUGCAGCUAACCGAGCAGUACAUGGCGGAGGAACUCGGGUACGAGCAGGCAUUCCUGAUAUGCCUGGCACCGGUGGGAGACUUCUACCGACGCUUGUCGUACGAGGAGUUCCCGAUCCUGACGUUGGAAACGGUCGGCGCCAACUUGCUCCUGACCUUUGACCGGGUCAGUUGGUAUGGCAACAAGCCUGCUAUUGGCUGGGAGUCAGCAUACGAGGAUGGCCCGAUAGUCUCUGAGGAUGAGAUGAGGCUGCAGGCAUACGGGCAACUCACGAUGAGGAAAUACCUACAAGCACCGUGAUAGAUUGGGGGCGGCAGUCACAGUUGAUUCCCCCGUCCAAACACAAAACUGUUCCCCUGAAUGAGAAUAUAAGACCAACGGGGUACACUCUUAGGUAUGGGACCCCCAGUUUGUGAUCAAGCGUGUGGGCUGUAAAGCAUGGUUUUUGACUCACAAAAAACUUCCAUUAUUUCUUAAUGCAAAAUUAAAUUUUAUUAUUACUUGUGUUUUAAAAUCGAUUCCUCAAGUAAACAUGGCAACUGCGCACUAAAAUGAAAUGUUGUAUGGUGUCUACCAAUGUGGGUAUCUAAAACGUUAAACGACUCUUCCCACUACAGUGGUUUUGAUGUACCAUAAUUAUCAAUGCCAACGAUGGCCAUUUCUGAAAAUUUUGUCACAUGGCAAAUCUGAGAUGGCUCUAUGGCCAAAAUUCCUAAUAAAUAUUUACUAUUACCACGUACCAAUAAUAAAGUCUUGGCAAUAACAAAGUCAUGCUUCUAUCAUCAACGGCACAAUUUCACCAAAAGUUUCACGAAUAUCUGCAGUUAUUUAUAGCCUUACUGAUGACAAUAUCAACUACAUCAACCUUGUCCCCAGGGCUUACUUUAUUUUCAACCUCAUUUCCAAUAGUAAGUCCUGGGAUGAGAAACUAGCAGGUAAUUGAUUUAUAUCUUGUACUUGGUGUUGUUAUUUCAAACAUGUAUUACGUGUUUUCAAGUUCAUUGUAACUAUUACGUCCACACCUUCUAAAAAAUAAUCCUUUCUUUUCCAAUUUGCUGAUAUUAGUAUGAAAUGUGAUACUGCAUAUUUGCUGGAUAAGAUUGUAACAUUUUAACUUUGAAAAACAAAAAUCGUGUUUUGUAGAGUUACGCCGCAACGAAUAUUGCUUUUUCUUUUUCUUAUUCUUACCCAAGACACCACAUACAAAAACAAACGCUGAGGUAAAGCACAUUCAGACACCAGACUAUUCCUCAUUGCAUACGUAUCUAAACAUUUUGGAUAUGCAAAUGAUCCAAUACCAGGGUGAGAGAGCAGCUAUUGGUGGGAGCGUACUGCUCGACACCCUGGGACGAGGUUGUGCCUAUAUAGAUUUAAUAACAAAGAACAUAAUUAUUCUUGGAUAGAAAACAGCGUGAUAACUCAUUGCAGAGAUUAGUAAAUGAUGUUAAUAUUUUAAAAAUUCAGAAAAUUUAAAAUGCUUGGUAUGUUGGAAGCUAAUUUGUGUAAAUUUUGGCUUAACUUUAUCACUUAUAGUCCCGCGGUAUUUUUUUUUUCUCGACUACAUACGAAGAACAGAAUGAUUAAACAGCUCAUAUAUAGGAUGUCAAAUAAAGCAAACGUGACCUUA
This is a messenger RNA of Patiria miniata (bat star), 2194 nucleotides long. RefSeq lists its product as uncharacterized. Gene Ontology annotation, biological process: protein acetylation. Gene Ontology annotation, cellular component: cytoplasm. The record is from RefSeq and is a predicted model, not a curated record. The coding region runs from base 253 to 867 and encodes 204 amino acids. Gene Ontology annotation, molecular function: N-acetyltransferase activity; acetyl-CoA binding. The transcript has 2 exons. Lineage: Eukaryota; Metazoa; Echinodermata; Asteroidea; Valvatida; Asterinidae.